Molecule: messenger RNA, 1272 nt
Organism: Nematolebias whitei (Rio pearlfish)
Lineage: Eukaryota; Metazoa; Chordata; Actinopteri; Cyprinodontiformes; Rivulidae
Product: midnolin-like
Exons: 7
Coding region: 1-1272 (423 amino acids)
Cellular component (GO): nucleus
Molecular function (GO): protein binding
Source: RefSeq, a predicted model, not a curated record
AUGGAGCAGCAGGGUUUCACUUCUCUACAGUCUGCAGGAGAGGCUGGACCCUGCAUCAGUCAGUCCUCCAUGAGUCUGUCCAUCACUUCGACCACAGGCGGUCCAGUGGAGAUCACUGUCCCCCGAGGAGAGACUGUGGACAGCCUGAGGACACGGAUCUCCCAAAAACUCAGCCUGCAAACAGACAGAAUGGUGCUGGUGCACAAAGACAGGCUCCUGACUGCAGGGACACUGGUGCAUCAGGGAGUAAGAGACGGCAGCAGACUGACUCUGGUUCCAGCCACUGAAACAGGCUCGAUGUCCUUGAAUGGCAAGGAGAGGACGAUGAUGGACACACUGGCAAGUUUAACAGAGACCCAGAUUGAUGACUUCCUGUCGGGACACUCACCUCUGACCCUCAGCCUUGGAACCGGUGCCCACACGAUGUGUGUGCAGCUGCAGCUGUCACAGGAUGCGAAGAGGAUGCAUGAGGACGAGGAGCCUCAAACUGGCCAGCCAACAUCCGACUCUUCCUCCUCACGAUUCUUCACCCCGCAGUCUUCCUCUCCACCAUCCCUUUCCACACCCUCCCCCCAACGCAGCUCACACAGACCCAGAACUUCCUUCAGCUCGUCCAAAAGUGUCCCUCCUGUGAGCUGCCCCUCGCCUGUGCUUUGUUCACGCUCUGCUCACCCACCUCCUUUUCCACAUUUUAUCUAUCCAGCACCAGUCUGUUCAGACAGACCCACCAGCUCCAUCACAGACCCUCUGAGCCCAGCAGCUGCUUCCACCGCCACAGAGGCUGAUGUGAACGAACAUCUGUCCAAGCAGCCUGGAGCUGUCAUUGAAAGUUUUGUGAAACACUCUCCAGGCGUCUUCUCUGGGACUUUUUCUGGGACCCUGGCCCCUUGCAGGCAUAGCGACGUCAGCCGUCCUCGCAGAGGCACCGCCAUCAUUCUCCAAAUCCUGAACGACCUCCUCAGAGCGGCCUACCACCACCAGGAGGUUCUAACUCUUCCUCCUCUUCAUCACUGUGUGAGCUCAGACCCUCAGGUCAAAGCAGAGGAGCCCUGCAGAGCAAGAAACAGACCCCCACCAUCCCAGAGGACAGGACUCGGGGGAGCUGAGGGACAGCUGCUGCCUCCCCCCUCAGAGGAAAAUAAAUCACUGCAGAGCAAGUUAAAGCGUCUCCAGCUGUUGAUGCAUCAGCAGCGUCUUCGCAGGUGGACUCGGAGGCGUUCACGCCUUCAUAAAGGCAAUCCUCCGUACCUGCAGCGGCACAACUGCUCCUAA